Verticillium nonalfalfae is the source of this 2745-nucleotide messenger RNA. RefSeq names its product TTAGGG repeat binding factor (gene TBF1). The coding region runs from base 1 to 2745 and encodes 914 amino acids. The record is from RefSeq and is a predicted model, not a curated record. Lineage: Eukaryota; Fungi; Ascomycota; Sordariomycetes; Glomerellales; Plectosphaerellaceae. The transcript has 4 exons. Gene Ontology annotation, biological process: telomere maintenance via telomere lengthening. Gene Ontology annotation, molecular function: protein homodimerization activity; double-stranded telomeric DNA binding.
AUGGAGGAGCCCUCUCAGGGCGUCGGCGCCCCUGCGCAACCGCCGCCAGCGCCCGAACUGAAGCAAGAGUCUCCUGCGUUGCCGAAGGACUUCGAACUGUCGCCCCAAGCUACAAAACGACCCCUCGAACCGGCGCCCGAGCAGGAAGAUGGGGAUCCCAAACGGCUCAAGCUGGGCGAGGACCCAAUGUCUGAUGCGAUUGAGAUGGAACUCGACCUCGAGGCCAUGGUUCAGGACGUGCUCGGCGACAUAGACAACCAGAUGAGCAGGUUCGGCGGCAUGGACGGCACUUCCGGGGGCGACAUGAACCUCGACAUGGGACCUGUGGACCCCCCACCACGAGAUACGACAGAGCCAACGAUUACCUUCCUCGACAGCCCGAUCCAGGCAGUUCGAGCUGCCAGUCUGCCUGCAUUGUCGCACUUUGCCCUUCAAAUCCUCAUCAUCGUAUCCCAGCAACACUCCCCGCACAGCCUGUCCAGCGCGAUACGGACGCACGAUUCGGAAGCGGCUACCUCAUGGGUCGCACUGAAGAACCUCUUCACAAGUACGCGGCAGCUCUUUUCGCAAACCGAUCCAGUUUUACACUCAGACUUUCUCGGAUCAAUAUGCUCCACCGACGAGCUGCGGCUUGCGAACCUCGCCAGCAUCUGCUGUUCGCUGACGUCUACCGGCCGCGAUGCUGAUACAAUAGAUCGGCGCGAGCUCUACAAGAGCUUCUUCUCCAUUCUGCUCCGCGACGGUAGCGAAUUGUCAAAUGUCGUUUCUGAUCUCUUCGUUGCGGCCAAGACGCAAGCUAUCAUUGAUUCCGUGGCCAAGGGUGUUCAGGAGACGCCAAUAGACCAGAUUAUCGAAGAGGCCUUCCCAUCGAGCCUGGAGCAGAACCUGAAAAGUCGACACGGAGGGUCCGACCUCACGCAAGUAGAGCAGGCCCUGGUGACGCUGGCGUACGGUCGAAAGGAAGCGCUGUUCAAGCAGAUCGCGGAGGGCCUGGACGAAGGCAAUCUGAGAUCGACGUAUGAGAACGAGGAGCUGUUUCGACUUCUUGGCUCAUACCUCUCCGAUGAGCUUCAGCACUUUGCGCACAUUGCUACCAAAUACAGCGUUCAGCUGCCGAUGAGGGAACCCAUCCACCUCGACAUCCCCGACGACGUGUCCGAGAUGGACGAACAGGCUCUCUCCUCUCUUCUCGAAGCGACAGACGGCCUGGUAGCGCAGUACUUGCCGAACGGCGGCAUCGAAGUGGCCAACGAGCCUGCAGUUCCAACCACCGAGGGUAGCAUUCCGCCGGCAGAACCGCAGACGAAUGGGGGCGAAACCACGACUGUGACGGCACCGCCAGCUCAGAACGGCACGACAGACCACUCCCAUGAGACGCACGACCUAUUUGCGGAAAUCGAGCAUCAGACCCAGGAAUACGUGCGCACAACACUGAGCAACCUGUCGCCUGCGCCGUAUCAACCGACUGUGCCUGCGCCGACGGGAUCGACGAUGGUCCAAACACCGUACCUGUCACACUUGCAUCAAACGCAAAAUCACCCGCCACCACCCACACACUACUACGGCUACCCACCGCUGGACCCAAAUCAGAACCUGGAGACAGAAGAGUCCGGGCCCUUGCCCCCGAGCCAGUCUCUACCCAGCGCUAUGCUCUACGACCGUGCACGUCAGGCCGCGCUAUCAAAGAACACGAAUCCCCAACGACGCGAAGGUGGCAGCUCCACUCGAAGGCCAUGGUCUCAGGAGGAAGAAAAGGCGCUCAUGACGGGAUUGGACAAGGUCCAGGGUCCUCAUUGGAGCCAGAUCUUGUCGUUGUACGGAGCUGGUGGUUCCAUCUCCAACAUUCUCAAGGAUCGCAGCCAGGUACAGCUGAAGGACAAGGCGCGCAACCUGAAGCUGUUCUUCCUGAAGUCGAAUUCCGAAAUGCCAUACUACCUCCAAGCGGUCACGGGUGAGCUGAAGACUCGUGCACCGGGACAAGCGGCCCGGAAGGAGGCCGAGGAGAAGGCACGACAGACGUCCGAGGAGGCUCAAGUCCGUGGGCAAGGCAACAUACCCAUCGCCAGCAACAUCCAGUCAUCACCGCACAGCCACCAAAAGACAAAUUCGGUGACCCAUCACGGCUUCCACUCGCUCAACCACGCGGUACAGGCGCCCGCCAGCCCAUAUACCCCCGUCGCUCCGCUGGCGGCAAGCGCCCAGACGCAUGCUUCGUCGCCGAUCACGAACGCGUUACCAGCGCCCGCGAUGCAGAGUCCUGUGAAGCCGGAGACCCAAACGUCCUACACCCCUCCAGUGACCAUGUCGACACCGCAGCCGACGCACCCUCAACUGCCAUCGCAGCCCUAUACACCAACAUUACCGCAAGCUCCAUCUCAGAACUCGGCGCCAUACACACCGACGCAUUCCUACACACCACCGCAACCGGCUCCCACGGACUCGCCACACGUCAAAUCCGAGCCGCUGCCACAAUAUGACUACAUGGCGCAACAGCAGCAGCAGCAGCCGCAACAGCAACAGCAACAGCAACCGCAACAGCAGCAGCAGCAGCAGCCACAGCAGCCGCAGCAGCCGCAGUAUCACCAGCAGCCUUCGCAAGAACCGCAAAUGCCGGUCACUGCGGUCGACCAGAUGCCGGCGGCGGCCAUGUACUCAGGGCUCGACGAUAAUGACGACCUCAAGGAUGCAGCACUCAUGCAGAGUCUCCGCGAGCUGGAGGCUUACAGCGGCACGAGCGUCUCCUAG